AUGGCCCAGAUACAAACCCCCCUUGUCGAGGACGUCAAGGCGCCGACAGAAGGCUUCAACGCGGACGAUAAUACCAAACCACGACCAGACUACGUACUCGUCGCACGAGAAGACGUCGAUACAAUGCGAGAAGCGCAUUCAAACUUUCUAAAUGCGCUCAAAUCAAAACCCGAGUCUUCAGCCAGACCUUCCAACCUACACCUCCAAUAUAUCCCAGGAACAAAGGGCAUCGUUUCAACCGCUGGCGGUUCUUACCUCCCCGUCCUAGUUAUCUCUCUACGCAUGCUCCGUCGCACCGGAUCCAGAUUACCCAUGGAAGUCUUCCUCGCCGACGAAGAAGAGUACGAAGAGUAUAUCUGCGACGUCGUUCUCCCCUCAUUAAACGCACGCUGUAUAAUCCUCUCAACAAUCCUAGACGCCUCAUCAUCAUCAUCAUCACCAUCACUACCAACUGCCAAAAUAACGAAAUACCAAUUCAAACCCUUCGCAAUGCUCUUCUCCUCCUUCGAAGAAAUCCUCUUCCUAGACGCAGACGCAUUCCCCCUCACCGCCCCCGAGAAAAUAUUCACAAGCGACCCAUUCAAAACAACCGGAAUGAUAACAUGGCCCGAUUUCUGGUCGUCUAGCGUUUCACCCACAUUCUACGAAAUAAUAGGCCUCCCGACACCCCCGGCAAUGAAUUUGCGCGCAUCAACUGAAUCCGGCGAAUUCGUGCUCUCGAAAAGGACGCAUAGUCUGACGUUGAUUUUGGCCACUUAUUACAAUUAUUAUGGACCGAGUCAUUACUGGCCUCUUCUUUCGCAGGGUGCGGCGGGAGAAGGUGAUAAGGAGACAUUUGUUGCGGCGGCUAUGGCGCUAGAUGAGCCGUUUUAUCAGGUUUCGCAGGCUAUUUGUGCACUUGGGCAUCGGACUGCUGGUGGGAGUGGGAUGGCGGGUUCUGCUAUGGCGCAGUUUGAUCCGGUGCAGGAUUAUGCUCGAAGGAGGGAUCGUGAGGGGAAGGGGAAGGGGAAGCACGGUGGUGGUGGGAACAAGCCAGAUGUAUUCUUCAUCCACGCGAAUUUCCCAAAAUUUAACCCGGCGACGAUCUUUCAGAGUGGGCAUGAGGUACAGCCUGUUUUCGAUGAUGAGGGGGCUUAUACGCGUGCUUGGACGAUUCCGGAGGAUGUUAUUGCCAGUUUGAGGUUGAAUGGGAAUAGUGGGAAGGAUGUUGAGAAGGUCUUUUGGGAGGAGAUUCUUUGGACGGCUUGUGAGCUUGAAGGGAAGUUUGUUAGUUGGGGGGAAUAUGUGGGGAUUUGUGAGAAUGUUAUGGAUUAUUGGAAGGGUAUUUAUGGAGAGAAUCUUCCUUCUUGA
This is a messenger RNA of Penicillium cosmopolitanum, 1350 nucleotides long. RefSeq names its product alpha-mannosyltransferase. Gene Ontology annotation, biological process: mannan biosynthetic process. Gene Ontology annotation, molecular function: alpha-1,2-mannosyltransferase activity. Lineage: Eukaryota; Fungi; Ascomycota; Eurotiomycetes; Eurotiales; Aspergillaceae. The transcript has a single exon. The record is from RefSeq and is a predicted model, not a curated record. Gene Ontology annotation, cellular component: Golgi apparatus. Bases 1 to 1350 code for a protein of 449 amino acids.